Molecule: messenger RNA, 1088 nt
Organism: Platichthys flesus (European flounder)
Lineage: Eukaryota; Metazoa; Chordata; Actinopteri; Pleuronectiformes; Pleuronectidae
Gene: tmem223
Product: transmembrane protein 223
Exons: 1
Coding region: 167-979 (270 amino acids)
Biological process (GO): nervous system development
Cellular component (GO): mitochondrion
Source: RefSeq, a predicted model, not a curated record
CGUCACGCAUAACAAACAUGGCGGCGCUCUGUAGGACACAGCUUCACGGUGUGUUGGAAGAGACUCAUUAAAACGCUCUCUAUGGCAACUUUAAACGGUGAACAUACACUGUGAUUGUCUGUGAAUUAGCUGAGUGUAAAAUUCAAACUAUAACAUAUCAGGAGCGAUGGGUUUGGAGCGUCUGUGUGGAGUGUUGGAGUUUUACUCCAGGCAGCUCCGACUCGUUAACAUCCAGCGCAAAGUGUCGGUCUGUAGAAACGCGUCCGUGUCGGCUCAGCCUUCACCCAGCAGCGGUCUGUCUCUGCGGGUCUCAUGUAUACCGGGUCUGUGCUGGGGGACAUCGUUCCAGUCGAGCCGCCACGCCGCUCACAGGCAGCUGACAGCCCGCCGCAGCCUCUCCACCUUCGCCCAGCCCUCCAAAGACGUCAUCCUGUUCGACCAUGACCGAACCCGCUUCUUCCAGCUCCUGUCCAUCUUCUGCGGGGGACAGCUCGUCUUCUGGACCUACCUGGCUCACUUCGCCUACACGGGGCUCAGGAACACAGGGGGCACGUCAGAGAAAGGGAAAGCAAAGACGACGACGUCCACCACCACCGGGCUGGCUGGGAUGUGGAGUUUUGAGAUGAACCUGGGGUCAAACAUCUGGAGGUACGGCUUCACGCUGGGAUGUCUGGCAGUCGGUGCGGGGAUCGUCGUGCUCGGGACUUUGUUUUGCCGUCGCUCUGUGUGCAAGGUGGUCUUACAUCAAGGUGGGAGGAUGGUGACAGUCAUUACACAGUCGCCUUUGGGAGCCAGUCAAGGCCGGAAAAUAACUGUCCCACUGUCCGAGGUGGCCUGCCAUGCUCACAGGCAGCAGUCCCCCUCAUUUAUCCCCCUCAGGGUUAAAGGACACAAGUUCUACUUCCUCCUCGACAAAGAGGGGACCCUGAACAACGCCAGGCUGUUUGACAUCACUGUCGGGGCAUUCCGGCACGUUUAACAUGGUGUUGGGCACCAAAAAUAAAUAUGGACGACUGAUCAACAAAUCUAAUUAUGGCAUCCCAGUUUCUGUUUGUUUCUCAGCAAGAAAAUAAAAUCUGCAAGCUCAA